Leucoraja erinaceus (little skate) is the source of this 3672-nucleotide messenger RNA. RefSeq names its product copine-3-like. The transcript is spliced from 18 exons. Gene Ontology annotation, cellular component: plasma membrane. The coding region runs from base 390 to 2102 and encodes 570 amino acids. Gene Ontology annotation, molecular function: receptor tyrosine kinase binding; calcium-dependent phospholipid binding. Gene Ontology annotation, biological process: cellular response to calcium ion; ERBB2 signaling pathway. The record is from RefSeq and is a predicted model, not a curated record. NCBI's taxonomy places the organism in Eukaryota, Metazoa, Chordata, Chondrichthyes, Rajiformes, Rajidae.
CAGCCUCCACCGAACGUUGUGUCAGCCCCGGGCCAGCGGGUUCUGCUACAUAGUUGCUGCUACAUCGCUGUUACAACAUUUGCCUCUUCCCGGUUGCAGUUGCAGUUCUCGGACUUCCUGUAUUUCCCCUCCCUUUCUCGGCAGGAAUUGCAUUAACACCUUUCUUUCCACCCGUCCCUUUCCACUUUUGGCUUGACAGAGACGUGGCAAAGAAGAGGCGCGGCUCCUUCUCGGAAUCAACGAUUGGGUGACAUUUGAAGACACUUGAGUGCUGGUGUAACUCGGGUCAGGCAACAUCUCUGCAGGACGUGGAUAGGUGACGUUUCUGGUCAGGACCCUUCUAAUCCGUCUGUGAUCACAUAUUCUGUUGUGCUGCUGCAAGGUAGCAGAUGGCAGAUUGUGUGACGAAAGUUGAACUGAGCAUCUGCUGUGAGAAUCUGUUGGAUAAAGAUGUUACUUCCAAAUCGGACCCAAUGUGCGCGCUGCACAUCAAUGUUAGUGAAAACCAGUGGGUUGAGAUAGAUCGCACAGAGAGAGUUAAAAACUGUCUCACUCCAAAGUUUGCCAAGAAGUUCUUGAUUGAUUACUACUUUGAGCAAGUUCAAAAACUGAAGUUUGGGAUUUAUGAUAUUGAUAACAAAACCAUUGAUCUGAGUGAUGAUGAUUUCUUGGGGGAACUAGAAUGCACUCUGGGACAGAUUGUCUCCAGUAGAAAACUGACUCGACCCCUCUUGCUGAGAAAUAAAAGACCAGCAGGAAAAGGAACAAUCACGAUCUAUGCUGAGGAAGUAAAAGACAACCGAGUGGUAAAUUUUGAAGCUCAAGCACGGAAAUUGGAUAACAAGGAUUUCUUUGGGAAGUCAGAUCCGUACCUGGAGUUCCACAAACUGACAGCGGAAGGAAGAUGGCAAAUGGUUCAUCGAACGGAGGUUAUAAAGAAUAACCUGAAUCCGAGUUGGAAACCUUUUAAAAUCCCUUUGCGAUCUCUGUGCAAUGGUGAUUUUGACAGAAGUAUAAAGGUGGAUUGCUAUGACUACGAUAACGAUGGCUCACAUGACCUAAUUGGCAUAUUUGAGACAAAUAUGACCAAACUUCAGGAUGCAACAUACAGCUCACCAGCGGAAUUUGAGUGCAUUAAUCCGAAGAAGAAACAGAAAAAGAAAGGUUACAAAAACUCUGGGAUUGUGAGUUUUAAAUUGUGCAAGGUCGUGAAGGAGUACACUUUCCUGGAUUACAUUAUGGGAGGCUGUCAACUAAACUUUAUAGUUGGAAUUGAUUUCACAGGUUCUAAUGGGGAUCCUCGGUCACCAAACUCGCUGCAUUAUUUAAAUCCAAGUGGAUUUAAUGAAUAUCAGAUGGCAAUCUGGGCCGUUGGAGCGGUCAUUCAAGACUAUGACACAGACAAAUUAUUCCCAGCAUUUGGAUUUGGUGCGCAAAUUCCUCCUAACUGGCAGGUAUCACAUGAAUUUCCACUUAACUUCAAUCUUCAAAAUCCAUUUUGUGGAGGGGUGCAAGGGAUAAUUGACGCCUACCGCAACUGCCUUCCUCAAGUCAGGCUUUAUGGUCCGACAAACUUCUCUCCAAUUAUAAACCAUGUGGGGAGGUUUGCAGCUGCAGCAGCUCAGCAGCCCAAAGCUUCUCAAUAUUACAUCUUGCUGAUCAUCACAGACGGAGUGAUAACAGAUUUAGAUGAAACAAGACAGGCCAUUAUUAAUGCAGCAAAGUUGCCAAUGUCCAUCAUCAUUAUUGGUGUUGGUGGAGCAGAUUUCAGUGCUAUGGAGUUUCUGGACGGUGAUGAUGGAGUUCUGAAAUCACCCGCUGGAGAGCCAGCCAUCCGAGACAUUGUCCAAUUUGUACCAUUUCGGAAGUUUCAAAAUCCACCAAGCACAACACCUGGAAGCUGCAGCGAAUCAUCCGAUCAGCAGAGAAGGUUAUUGGCUGCAACCCUCCCUCCAUUGACGAACUGUACACUGCAAGGGUCAGGAAGCGAGCGGGCACCCAAAGAAGUUCUUGCACAGAGUGUACUGGCCGAAUUACCUCAACAAGUGGUGUGCUACUUCAACUCGCGCAAACUCCAACCUCCCAAUGAACCACCUUCUUAAUUAUCUGAAAGUCCGGUCUGACAAUAUAUGACCUAGAAGUAAAUUCAACGUAGUACGUAAAUCUUCAGUUCUACCAGUAUGUCUCCCUAAACAUUAAAUGCACGAUAUACAUAUAUAGGUGACAUUAAAUUCAUUCUCACUAACAUUUUGAGUAACUCCAAAGACAAUAUAAUUGGCCAAAUUAACUGAUUGUGUCAAAUAUUUAUGCAGUAAUUUAAAUUCAACUCAUUCAACAAAUUAAUCAUUCGAGACUGGAGUAACUUUCAUCUCAUUUUCUCUUUACAUUUUCUGUUAUAUAUUCCACAUGUUGUCUCCAUUUUUUUUUACUCUUUUUUUAAAUGUACAGUUUUUUAUAUUGGGGCCAAAUAACUUAAUAUAAGAUAGAUGCUUUUGAAUGCUUGGGGUUUUCAUAUUCUAGCACCUUAAAUAUUAAUUUUUAAAAUAAUAGCUGAAUAUAUUUCCUUAAAAAAAGUUAAUGCUGAAUAAUCACAUGUAAUCACUCAAAAACAAUAACAUUCUUCUCUGUUGUUUGAAGAGUAUAGUAUGUCAGUCAUUGGGACCCUGGCAGUUUGUUGAUAGCUGGUAACUUAAACAUUAACCAGAAUUAAAACGAGAAGGAAGGAAUAUUCUUAAAUCGGUCAGUAAGCUUCCAUGUGUAGGGAGGAACUGCAGAUGCUGGUUUAAACCGAAGAUAGACACAAAAUGCUGGAGUAACUCAGCGGGACAGGCAGCAUCUCUGGAGAGAAGGAAUGGGUGAUGUUUCGGGUCGAGAUCCUACUUCAGACUCAAGAAGGGUCUUGACUUGAAAAGUCACCCAUUCCUUCUCUCCAGAGAUGCUGCCUGUCCCGCUGACUUACCCCAGCAUUUUGUGUCUAUCUUUGGUUUUCAUUUAACUUUGCAUGAAUGAGUACCUCAAUUAAAUGUACCAACUUUUAUCUGUUCUUGCUGGUUUGAAGAUCUAAAAUACUGAAGUCAAAAUAUUUAUGAAGGCAACCAAGCAUAGGGUGAAAGCAUGUUCUUACUUUGAAAUGUACCCAGCUAUCAAGUGGUGUGGGGGGAUUACAACAUACAGAAGAUAAGCCAUUCAAAGUAGUCCUAUCAAAAGCAUAUUCUGAAUAUAUUAAUUAAAAGUGCCAAAAAGUUCCAAUUGUAGUUCAAUCUGAUGUUGUUUGUCAAUGCAGAAAGUGCAAUUUAUUAAAAAAAAAUAGUUACUUUAUAUAUGUCAUUCACUAAGUAUUUACUGACCUUUUUUUGUCUGAUAAUGUUGUCCAGAGUAUAUUAGACAUAAAUGCAUUUGUUAUUUUUAUAUAGUUACAGCAUUUUUGUAUUGAUAUUUUAAAAUGUUAUACCAUUCGUAAUUCAUUGGAAACCUUUAGUUUCAAGGUCAGUUUAUUGUCACGUACCAAUUAAGGUGCAGUGAAAUUUGAGUUACCAUCCAGCCUGAAAUUACACCAUUUUACAAACCAGUCGUUCUAACUUUCGAGUUGUAAACAGAACCAACUAUUUGUGCUACCGAAUGUACAAUUACAAACCAAAAAUGAUUGGGUUGAAAUUAAAUCAGUAUUUCAAU